Messenger RNA from Moneuplotes crassus, 849 nucleotides. The record is from the annotation of a GenBank genome assembly. Lineage: Eukaryota; Ciliophora; Spirotrichea; Euplotida; Euplotidae.
ACCAAAACCCCAAAAUGGGCUCACACUCAUGCUGCACUCUCAGAGAACCCCCCAAGCUAGUCACCAGUACUAGAGAAAGUGAUAACAGGAAGGAAAGGAAGUCUAUUAGAGAGAGUUAUAGGGAGAGGAAGGUACAGGAGGAAGAGAGAGAUAGGAAUUAUGAAAUUGAAGAUGAAAUGGAGGAUUAUGGAUGUAUUAAGUUCAGAAUCAAUCCUCUCUGUUACUACUUUGUUAUUAAAGAAGUUGCGAAGUCUUUUGAUAUCAACAAGGAUCAAGAGAAUGAAGAAGAAUUAGUUUUUAAGGGAUCAAAUAAGAUUGAAAGUGAUAAUAUUUUAAUCAAAAGAGUAGAUACCACAUUGUGUAUCUCAGUUGAACUCAUUAGUAACGAUGAUUUUCGAGAACCAUUCAUCAAAUGGAAAUUAAUCAUUGAAAAUGCCUGUAGACAAGCCUCAAAAAAUUAUACUGAAGAUUAUUGUCUUCCAUGGUGGACCGUAAUUGGAUCAGAUAAAUUGCUGAAUGCAGAAUAUUCGUUGAAAUUAGAAUUGAUUCAUAUGACAGACACGGAAAUAUUCGUCAACAAAACAAGUAAUCUGUAUAUAAUUGAUGAAAAAGAGUAUAUAUAUUCAAAGCAAUCAAAGCCAGAGAAAACUGUGACUCUUAAGUUGAAGAGUGAUGACCCCAUUGAAGAUAUUGCGAUUGAUAGAGAAGACCCAGCAGAUACGAUAACUUUGAAAAGAUCCUUUGUGAAGCUAUCAAGUGUUAAGCAUCUUCUAAAAGCAUUAAAAUUCGCGUAAAGAUGGUCUAAGGUUUUAAGCUUCCAUGAAAUAGUCAAACAUUUAUUGUCAAUAU